AUGCAAUCGUUAUUUUUCAUUCUAUUGGUUUUAGGGUCGAUCAAUAUGGUCAGCACACUAAUAUGUCAUGUGUGUAAAAGUGAUGCAACACCUCAAUGCGGAGAUCCAUUCAUUCCAAAUAAUUCCACUGGAAUAAAUCUAGGAAAUGUUCCGAAUGGUACAGUGUGUAUGAAAACAAAACGUGAGACAAAAGGUGGAGUUAAAGUGGAUAGGCAAUUUACACUCACUAGUAAUACUUUUGGCUGUCUCGGAGGUGUUAACGGUUGCUUUGAAGAAACUGUAAGUGGCAUUACUACGACCACGUGCUGCUGUAAUACACGUGACUCUUGCAAUGGCGUAUCUGUGGUACAACAGCAACCUCUCGUUGUGUUUAUUAUCUUAAGUACACUCGUCAUGUUCACAAAUCGAUUGUUUUAA
This is a messenger RNA of Rotaria socialis, 417 nucleotides long. The record is from the annotation of a GenBank genome assembly. Lineage: Eukaryota; Metazoa; Rotifera; Eurotatoria; Philodinida; Philodinidae.